Messenger RNA from Neohortaea acidophila, 1008 nucleotides. RefSeq lists its product as uncharacterized. Bases 332 to 997 code for a protein of 221 amino acids. Lineage: Eukaryota; Fungi; Ascomycota; Dothideomycetes; Mycosphaerellales; Teratosphaeriaceae. The record is from RefSeq and is a predicted model, not a curated record. The transcript has 3 exons.
GUGAGGGCCGGCCUUUCUGCUACUUAACCACAAAUCAUCGGCGCGUGGGUGAAAGGGACUUGAAGCUGCUGCAUAGCCCUCCACUUCUAUCCAAAAGCCUAGCUCCGUACUCACGCUCGCUCAUUGACAUCACCUCCACGUAAGGUGCAACAAACACACACCUAGCCCAACAGCGGACGUCUUUGCCGCGCCUCACUACCUUUGCAUUAUCUGUUUCGGUGAUCUUCGCCAUCAGUCGAACUGCCGCUUCCUGCAAUAUCCUUCCAUAUCAUCCGACAGCUUCGUACGGCACGCUUGAUCGGCGAUACCACAUCGGCAGAGAGAUCUCAAGAUGGACCCUAUUCCAACCACACACGAAGCCAAAGGCGAGCCCACGUCGGUCAGAGAGCACGUCCUUCAUACCGGUGCCUCGAUGCUCCAGAACUUCGACCCCGUCAAACACAUUUGCGCCCACCUGCAUGCCGCCCAUACGCCGUUCGAUGACCCUGGAAAAGCGGUGGAAGCGCAUCACUAUUGCACGAUAUUGAACGAAGACAUGCGCCAAUGUAUCGUCUACGACGGCAAAGACAAGAAUGCGCGCUUGAUCGGCAUUGAGUACCUGAUCACUCGCCGUCUUUACGAAACCCUGGACCCGGAGGAGCGCAAGUUGUGGCAUUCGCACGUCUUCGAGGUCAAGUCUGGCCUGCUCGCUCUGCCAGUGCCGUCCGUUGUGCCCGAUAGCGUAUGGGAGGCUGCGGAGACGGCGGAGAUGGAAGCAGUGAUCGGCAUGUACGGCAAGGUAUAUCACCUCUGGCGUACUGAUUUGGGCCAUCAAAUCCCCCUGGGCGCCCCACAGCUGUUUACGAGCUUCACCUCCAAGGAACAAUUUGAUUUUGAUGGCUUCGCUUCCGAGAGAGAUCGGCGGCUAGGGACGGACACGCAGGUAAAGAGCGUGAAGCGGGCAGCAAUUGCAGAGCCCGAGAUCCACGGGGACGCCGACGCAGCGUGGAAGAAAUGAAUGCGCGGUAG